Darwinula stevensoni is the source of this 4063-nucleotide messenger RNA. The record is from the annotation of a GenBank genome assembly. Lineage: Eukaryota; Metazoa; Arthropoda; Ostracoda; Podocopida; Darwinulidae.
UUUGGCUGUGGCUCAUAUGCCAACCCUAUUUGGCUGGGUGCAGAAAUUUCAGUAUUCAAUGUUCAGUAUAUUCAAUGUUGCAAGAAGAUGCUAUGUCCAUAGCAUCAGUAGGGAAAUUGUAUGAUGUGGAAGAUGACCAGAGUAAGUCGGAUCCUAGAAAUGUAUGAAAAUAGUAGAAAAUGGAAGAUGUCAUCAGAAGAGUUUAACAAAAUGGUCUAACUCAUGGUGAGUGUAGUCACUCCAUUGAUAUUGAAGGUACUUCCAGCUAUGGUGAAAGUCAGCUUGGAAUUCAAGUUUUCAUGAACCUCUAAGACCUAGUGAAAGUUUAUUUCACUUCCAGAUCAUUGCAUAUUUCAUUUUCAGUUUAUAAGUGUACCCAUUUACUGUUGCAUCUGAAAAAGUGCUUUGAAACAUGUAGAUCCAUUCUAAUGAUCAAUGAUUUUUAAGCUAGCUUUAACCCUUUAGUAUUUGAUGCAGUUUGUUUCUAUUUUGCUCUGAAAAGACCUUCAUUGACUGUGGGGUCAGUUUGCAGUAAGACCUGCAUAGCAUCAACCAACUUUCUGGAUAGGGAGCCUCAAGGGGCCUCUGGAAACCUCCAGGUGGCCCUGCCUAGGACUAUUGAGUAUCCCCACUCCUGCCUGGGUGAACAUAGCUGGGUCUACUCUGCUUCAGUAGAGGUUCUCAUACCCAGUAGUACUUGAUUAUCUUCACAUCUUAACCCUUUGAGAACGUGAAGGUGGCAGUACUGACUAUGGCAAGACAUAUUCAGGAAGCUCCAAAUUUAAGCUCAAAGUGACUGCAUCUGUAAAAAUGUGGCAAUAUGAAUUCGAAGAUCUAGGAUGUACCAGUACUGCCACACUCCUGCAGGAUUGGGAGUGCAUGGCCAUACCACUUGAAAGUUCAGCUCAAGGAGAGUCUGGGUAAUUCUGACUGGGGGAAUGGAGGGUGCAUGGUUCAAAUGGUGACCUCACUCCAUGGACUCAAGCUGCAGGAUGGUUCAAUUUGUAGACAUUGUGAAGAGUAAUAAAAGUUGAAAGAGGCAAGGAGAGCUUGACCAAGAUGAAACAGAUCACUCAAUUCUGCUGACCUCACGCUUGGGAAAUGGUGACAUAUCCUGUCUUGUAAAGAUGAACAUAUGGAGGGAAUCAAUCCAUUGAGCAUCUUCUUGGUCAAGGAUGGGAGCAAAGGUGACCGGCUUCUAUUCCGAUAUCCAUACACAAUGGAGAACAGGGAUGAUGAGGCAAAAAAGAGAGCAAGGCAGAGUCCAUACAGUGUGGAGCCUUCAGAGAACAUUCUGUACAAGGCCAAGCCUCCCCUCUCCAAUAUUAAGAAUGGACAGCUCUCUGGAUUUGAUGACACGGUUCUGUCAAAUCUCUUUGCGGUGAAGAUGGGCCUGUGCGAGAAGCGCUUGGAAGUGAAGGUGAAUGAUGUGAGAUUCAUUGGACACCCAACCCUCCUUCAAUCAGGCUCCUCUGACUCUGUCCUCCCCCGCAUACGACACUCCACCUCCACAUCCAUCAUUCUGAUUAACAUUGUCAUCGUCCUUCGAGCCUCUGCUAGUCACUGGGUGGUAGAGUGUUACUAUGAACUGAGCCAGAGGCUUGGAGUGGCCCUUAGGCAUGAAGAGCAUCGUUGUCAAUAUCUGCAUAAUGAGGCAAGAUUAAUGCUGGAAGCUCAUGAUGAGGUGGCAGCCCAGCCAGAAGACAGUGCUGAAUCCCCUUAUGACCUCAUCCUGGAGAGAUCUCGGUUGGCCAAGGAAUUACGAGACAUUUAUCAUGAUGCAUAUAAGCUACUGAAAGGCUACCAAAUAAGCUCUGAUUUGUACUACAGCCUAUGUACCAGUGGGGUGGUGAAACGUCGCUUAAAUAACUGGAUAGGGAUCAACUUCUGCCUCCCCCAGAAGGUCCACUAUCUUCGCAAUCAGCUCCUUCACAUAGAGCCAGGGACAAUCUACAAGUGCCUGGAAUCAAUUCAGCCAUAUCAUGGGAUCCUGCUGUUAGGGGAGGAAUCAGAGCUCUUAGCCUCCCUCCCACCUGAUUCUUCCAGCUCCCUCAAACGUCUUGUUAAGAUGGCAAGCCCCUUGAAGAAUUUCCAUCAGCUUGCUGCUGACACCAACCUCACGCUCCUUCACAUCUUCCAGUUGACAUCUCAUCUGGUGUACUGGGCCAAGGUGAUGGUGAUCUAUCCUCUAUGUGAGACCAAUGUCUAUGUCAUCACCCCUGGUGCCCCAGCUGACUUAGCAAGCUUGGGGGAGGAAUUUCGAGAAGUGUUUCCUGGACUCUCCCUACUGUCAGUGUUGUCUGAGUUUUCCCUGCCAACAUCGCUUAGUCAUAAGCACACACCCAUCUGGCUCUUCCAACAACAGAAUCAGCAAGUGCAGGUGAUUGUAUGGUUACUGCGGCAUCGACUACUCAUGCAGCUCCACACGUAUGUCUUCUUUUCCCCACCAGUACGGAAACCCAUACCAAGUCACAUCCGCCGGUCCAGUCGACAGUCCACUCCUGACUUCUACCUUGGCUUGAGCGAGGGGUCGAGUGAGAAAUCAGAUGGGGACUCUGAUGUGACUGUGGAGACACAGACGCAGAUGGUACAGGAGGAUCAAUCACAGAGGACCCUGGCAGAGGAAGAUGAGGAACGGGGAAGUAAAGGAGACUCUGAGCUUCAAUAUGAGGCCCUGUUCCCUAAUCUUUCUCAGCUAGAGAUUGAGGUCAUCCUUGCCUGCCCUGCUGCCUGUGACGCUGAGGAUCUCAAACUCUUUGCCAGGAUGUUGCCAUACUUCCAUGGAAAGCACCACAUAGAGGAGAUGAUGUUCAUGGAGAACAUGCGUCGAUCUCAACUCCUUGAACUGAUUGAGAAAUUUAGACCAGUCUUGCUCACCUGCACUCAUGAAGAUCCCCGACUCGCUAUCUUCUACCAUCACUAGCCAUAAUGGCUUCCAUUUUCUUCAGCACUUUUGUGCAGAGUUCAUACAGCUUGGGUGAAUGUCAGCUGUACCCUUCACAUAUCUAGGAUGGUAGUUCUUUUCAGUAAGGCAUUGCAUUGCUUUAUGCCCAUUCCAAAGUGUGAUCAACCAUAAAGUUAACAUAUGUUCUUGUAUUUCAUUGCCUUGCCCUUCAUUUUGUUGUAUGACAAGAUUCUAAUGAGAUUUUCAAGUUUCAUGGAAUUCAAAGCUAUUUGGUGUCUUCUCAAAGGCUGCAAACUGCAGUGGAGUUGCAGAGUGCAAUAUUGUGUCCCUUGCUGAAUUUUGCCACAUCUUGACUCAUUGACCCCAAGUCCUGCAUUCUCUUGCACUUCAGGUGUUAUCUCAUUGGAGUGCCAGGAAAGUAUGCUGGUCAUACAUCAAAAACCUCAUUUGGCAUGGACAGUGCAAAAUCAAUCCAGAGAUAAAUUUUUGUAUUAACAAAUUAAUCACUUUGAUCUCUGGUCCUAUUCCAUACUAAAGGACCAGGUUACACAAGGCUAUAUAACAGGCAAUACAUCUCUGGUUUCACAAGUUGUUAUGGGAAAUAUGGGACAACUAGAAAGGAUCUGGAGUGUAAGAUUCCUUGUAAUGCAGUACUCAAGGAUGCCUUCUAUUCAUGAGUGGAUGUGGUCAGCCUUGUCAGCCAGAAUUCCAGCAAAAACCCAACUGCAUUUGUCAUUUAAGGAAAAAUUAAGUUGAACACAAAGGGAGGACAGGGAUAAGCUGAAUUGGAUUCAACUCUAAUUGGUAGAUGAACCCUCAAGGUGUCAUGACACCAUGACAAACAGCAAGAUGAAAAAGAGAUAAGACUGUGAGACUAAAUGGUCUGAAAGAAACUAUGGUUACUUGGGUUCUGUCAUAAGUAUUGGCUUUACAUUUUGCUCUGUUUCUAGUUCAUCGUAUGUCACGUAGGGAGGGGAGUGGGAGGUGAGGUGUUGUGGUGGAUAAAAUGUCCUGUACCCUCCCUCUCAUAGUGCCACUCCUGCAGAUCAAGGCAUCAUAAAAGAGUUCUGCAUAGUCUAAGGAAACUUUCAUGUUAAACAGACUUUAAUAGACAUCAUUCCAGAUCUGAUUAAAGGAGGAGGGGGUGUUCAAGGGGGG